Molecule: messenger RNA, 372 nt
Organism: Aspergillus luchuensis
Lineage: Eukaryota; Fungi; Ascomycota; Eurotiomycetes; Eurotiales; Aspergillaceae
Exons: 3
Coding region: 1-372 (123 amino acids)
Source: RefSeq, a predicted model, not a curated record
AUGCUCUUUUCGGUAUCACUGGCGGAGAAAGCAGGGGAGAAAGGGGUGGAGUCAUUCAGUCUCUAUCCUGGACGACGGGAGACUGGCAUUGGAAGGCAUUUGAAGCCAGAAGAAUGGGUCAAGGCUGGAUGGAAACAUCAGGAUGGGAGCAUCAACGAUGACCCCAAGCUGAACUGGAGAACAGCCAGCCAGGGAGCUGCUACCUUGAUUGUUGCGGCAUAUAAUCCAAGCAUUUCUGACAAAAACGGUUCGUACAUGGUCAAUAACCAAGUAAAUAACGGCGAGGCGGUCGACUACGCUUUGGACCCGAAAAAUGCGGAAAAGCUGUGGAAGCUGAGCGAGGAGAUCGUUGGCCAGAAAUUCGAAUACUAA